GCUGUCUGACCUUUCGGAGUUCCGUAGGCGUUGUUCAUAAGCUGUGAUAACAGCGUCUACAAUCCAAAGCAAAGGGCCCUUUUCUUCUGAUAGUGUGAGGAAAAAGAGCCACCAAAAAUGACAACAGCCGCGAGACCGACGUUUGAGCCAGCGAGAGGAGGGAGAGGGAAGGGAGAGGGCGAUCUCAGUGCGUUGUCCAAACAGUACUCAAGCCGAGAUCUGCCUGGUCACACUAAGAUCAAGUACAGGCAGCUCACCCAGGAUGCCCCCGAGGAGGUGCGUGCCCGGGACUUCCGCAGGGAGCUGGAGGAGAGGGAGCGUGUUGCUGUCCGGGAGAAGACUAGAGAGAGGGGACCGAGAGAACACACCACAUCCUCAUCCUCUAAGAGGCCCAGACUAGAUCAAAUCCCUGCUGCCAACCUGGAUGCAGAUGACCCUCUCACUGAUGAUGAGGAGGAGGAUGAUGACUCUGAGGAGGACAGUGAUGACGAUGACACUGCGGCUCUGCUGGCUGAAUUGGAGAAAAUCAAGAAGGAGCGGGCUGAGGAGCAGGAACGCAAGGAGCGGGAGCAGAAAGCAGAGGAGGAGAGGAUCCGCAUGGAGAACAUCCUUAGUGGGAAUCCUCUGCUCAACCUGGCUGGACAGCAGCAGCAGCAGCAGCAACAACAGAUAGUCCCCACCCCGACUGCCUUCAGCGUCAAGAGAAGGUGGGACGAUGACGUCGUGUUCAAGAACUGUGCAAAGGGAGUGGAUGAGGCACGCCGGGAGAAACGCUUUGUCAACGACACUCUGCGCUCCGAGUUCCACAAGAAAUUCAUGGAGAAAUAUGUGAAGUAGGACUUGCAGCUCUGCUAUGAAGGUGUUCCAUUUCUCUCUGCUCUGUUCCCAGUUCUAAGAGGACAAGGAGGACGUGAUAGAGAUUGGUCUGAAAACAUUGAGUGAGCUUGAAGAAUGGUGUCAUCCGUUGACAUGGAACACGCACAAAAUCCUCUGUAUAUAAAGUAAUCUAAUGCCUGACCUGAAAACAAAUUUCAACUAGUUUUGUUUCGUGUAUAAUAAUUUUCCACCCCUGAAAGGAAUGGUUGCAAUAGUGACAUCAUCGAUGUCAACUUGUUGUUAUUUAACUUUUACCUUUUUUAAGCGCCAAUGUUAAUAAACAACAACAAAAAAGAAAACCCUAUGUCUGUGAGAGGGCCUUGAUGCUUUUUUCAAUGAUUUCAGCUUUGUGCCCGGGUUAGAAUUCUGCAAUGACUUCCAUUAAAAGCUCGGCAGCAAGCCUUUUUUUCUGUCCUUUAAAAAAAACAAGGGCUUUUAAUUGAGGAGAUGAAGAGGAGGUUCAAGCCUUUCUGUAGAGGAAGUUAAGUCUAACUGAAGUGAAGUUUAUGUUCAAUUUAGGCUAAGAUUCAAUCAGUUCUGGAGAUAACCCAGGAUAACUGACAACUGCAUAGCAGUUGCAUUGUUAUUAUUUAGGCAAUGUCGAGGUGUAACUGCGUUGAAGCUAUCAAAUCUGUGAGCGGCUGCUCUUGUCAUUGUCACGAAACCACAUCCGUCCUUAAAUCCCUCUCGCGUUAGAAGUUCAGAACGAGAAAGUGUAGGCUAUAUGGAAAUCGUGAAACAUAAUAAGGGUUGAUAUCAGCCUAAUUGAGGUGUAGAUUACAACACACAUUCCAGUGUUUGAACUUGUAACAGGCUGCGUGGGAUUUAUCCUAAUGUGACUUGUGCAUCCAAUGUCAAUGUCAACGAUAGGUAUAAUGGGAGCCACUUGCUGAUUUCACAGCUCCAACACAGUUACACACCCAACAUCUCCUAAAUAAUAAACAAUGAAACUGCUAUGCAGUUGUCAGUUAUCACGGGUUAAGGAGGAUCUGAUUGAAUCAAGCCCACGCCUGUGAGCCCAGAAUUAGGACUCUGGGGUAGAAGUAACAUAAUAAAUGUAAAUCUGUCUCCAUACAUUUAGUAUAUGUUACAUACUGUAUGUAUUAAUUCAUUGAAAUUCCUAAGUGGUCCGUGAUGAGAUUUGAACACGCAACCUUUGGGUUGCUAGACGUUUGUUUUUCUACGCCCCCGCCCUGACCAACCUCCCUCCUUUUUAGUUUUUGCCUCAAGUAACCUGUCUUAUGUAACUAUGUAACCAAAUGUUAAAAAAAAUCUUUGUCCCCUUGAGCAAGGCACUUAAACGUGAUUGCUCCUGUAAGUCGCUCUGCAUAACUUAAAUGUAACGUGACAUACUAAUUUGAGUGUCCCGGAUUUAUAUUUGCUAUGUUAUGUCUAGUCUGAUUUGUAAGUCGCUCUGGAUAAGAGCGUCUGCUAAAUGACUUAAAUGUAAAAAUGUAAAUGUCUGAGACCAGGCUGAUAUUGUUCACCACACAGUUCAACAUUGCAGAGAAACAUUAAAAGAUUCAAAGAGAACUGUUGUCUGCUAAGCUGUUCCCACUGAAUAAUGGUCUUUUUAGAGCAAAGGUAUGGUUUCUCGCAUGUGAAUUUAAACUUGCCAGAAAUAAUUUUGUCUCAUGGUGAAAAUGGAAAGCAUCUGUAUAUUUGUAUAUAUACUGAACAAAAAUAUAAACGCAACAUGUAAAGUGUUGGUUGCAAUGUGUAAAGUGUUAGUUUCAUGAGCUGAAAUAAAAGGUCCCAGAAAUGUUCCAUACGCACAAAAAACGUAUUUCUCUCAAAUUCUAUGCAGAAAGUUGUUUACAUCCAUGUAAGUGAGCAUUUGUCUUUCGCCAAGAAAUCCACCUGACAGGUGUGGCAUAUCAAGAAGCUGAUUAAACAGCAUGAUCAUUACACAGGUGCACCUUGUGCUGGGGACAAUAACACCACUCUAAAAUGUGAAGUUUUGGCACACAACACAAUGCCACAGAUGGAUUUGAAGUUUUGAAGGAGCAUGCAAUUGGCAUGCUGACUGCAGGAAUGUCCGUCAGAGAAUUGAAUGUUCAUUUCUCUACCAUAAGCUACCAUACACAGCAAUUUGAAUGCUCAAACAUACUGUGACUAGAUCCUGAGGCCAAUUUAUUUUUUUUGGUAUCUGUGACCAACAGAUUCAUAUCUCUAUUUCCAGUCAUGUAAAUCCAUAUAUUAGGGCCUAAUGAAUUUUUCAAUUGACUGAUUUCCAUAUAUGAACUGUAAAAUUGUUGAAAUUGUUGCAUGUUGAUAUUUUUGUUCAGUAUACUUUUUCAGCUCCUAGUGGAGCAAAGGUCCUCAGCGGUUCAUCUUCACUCCAGUGAACUCUGUUCUACGCGGUUUUCUGGACUUCAUUCCAUGUGGUUCCUGCUUUCAUCUUCUACUUACUUCAGUGGUAGUAGUAAAGAAUGGUACACACUGUUUUCGGGAGUAUGGGAGUAUGUCUUUUGGCGAAACAUAGCAAAAUUGUUUACUGGCUGAAUGCAACCCAUGUUUUGGUUUGUUCAAUUAUGUUUUUCAGUAAAUGUACAAUGUUACUUUGCUAACCUAGUAAACAAGGUUUUCAACCAUUUUCAGAGGAAAUGGAAAUAAAAUAAGAGCGAAUUCA
Molecule: messenger RNA, 3508 nt
Organism: Salvelinus fontinalis (brook trout)
Lineage: Eukaryota; Metazoa; Chordata; Actinopteri; Salmoniformes; Salmonidae
Product: protein CWC15 homolog
Exons: 7
Coding region: 118-837 (239 amino acids)
Biological process (GO): mRNA cis splicing, via spliceosome
Cellular component (GO): catalytic step 2 spliceosome
Molecular function (GO): RNA binding
Source: RefSeq, a predicted model, not a curated record